UACAUAGUUCAUUGAAAAGUUCGUGCAAAGAUUAUUCGAUUCAAAAAUGGAUAAAUUGAAAGACAUCAUCUCCAAGCCGAUCCAAACAGUACUUGUUUUUUUUGUUAAUGGAAAAAAGGUUGUAGAAAACUCUCCAGAUCCGGAAUGGACUUUGCUGUGGUAUUUGCGCAAAAAGCUCCACUUGACUGGUACAAAGUAUGGCUGCGGGGAAGGCGGCUGCGGUGCUUGCACUGUCAUGGUAUCCCAGUACUUACGAAAUGAAGAUCUUAUCAAACAUUACGCUGUUAACGCAUGUUUAACACCUGUUUGCGCCAUGCAUGGCUUAGCAGUGACUACAGUUGAAGGUAUUGGUUCUACUCAAGAUCGACUACACCCCGUACAGGAGAGAAUAGCGAAAGCUCACGGGUCACAGUGUGGAUUUUGCACUCCCGGUAUCGUAAUGUCCAUGUAUGCAUUGUUAAGAAAUAAAAUGAAAAUAGACUACAAUGAUCUUGAAACCGCAUUGCAAGGAAACCUUUGCAGGUGUACUGGAUAUAGACCUAUAAUUGAAGGUUUUAAAACGUUUACUGAAAAAUGGGAACAAAAUUAUGUUAAAAAUACACAGAGUUCGUGUGCCAUGGGUAAAGAUUGUUGCAAAUUGAAGGCAAAAGAGAAGACGGAAAAUCGUAAUCUAUUUAAUACAUCAGAAUUCCAGCCAUAUAGUCCCACACAGGAACCUAUAUUCCCUCCAGAACUUAAAAUAAAAGACGAUUAUAACCAACACAACUUAUUAUUUAUGGGAGAAAACGUAACAUGGAUACGACCAAAGUCGUUAAAGGAUCUAUUAUUAUUAAAGAAAGAAUAUAGAUGUGGUAAAAUUAUUGCCGGAAAUACAGAAGUAGGAAUUGAGAUGAAGUUUAAAAACAAAAAAUAUCCUGUCUUAAUAUCUCCUAUGUUUAUAAAAGAAAUGAAUGUUUGUGUCACCUCGGAAACUGGCGUGAAAAUAGGUGCAGCUGUUUCCUUGACUGAAACAAAUAACUUCUUACGCGAAGAGAUCUCAAGAAAUAAACAAAAGAUCGAAGUUCUCGAAGCAAUACGAGAUAUGCUGCACUGGUUUGCUGGAAAUCAAAUUAGAAACGUUGCGACUAUCGUAGGCAAUGUAGUAACAGCAAGUCCCAUAUCCGAUUUAAAUCCCAUUAUUUUAGCGAGUUCGUCAAAACUUUACGUUUCAAGCUAUUUAAGGGGAGAAAGAGAAAUCAUUAUUGACUCCAAUUUCUUUGAAGGUUACCGAAAGGUGGCACUGAAGGAGGAUGAAGUUGUUACUUCUAUUGAAAUUCCAUUCACUAAAGAGAGACAAUUCUUCAAAGCAUACAAACAAGCCAGAAGAAGAGACGACGAUAUAUCCAUUGUUACAGCAGCUUUUAAUUUGGUUCUGGAAGAAAAUAACGACUUAAUUAAAGAAGUAAAACUGUGUUUUGGAGGUAUGGGACCAACCACUAUUUGUGCAACGAAGUCCUCGCAAAAGAUUGUUGGUAUGCAAUGGAAUAAACAUUUAUUAAAAGUUGUUUUUGAAUCACUUAGUGAAGAACUGGAGUUAGAUAGUUCCGCACCGGGAGGUAUGGCGGAAUACCGCAAAUCACUCUGUCUUAGUUUAUUUUUCCGUUUUUAUCUUUAUGUGUAUCAAAAAGUGAUAAAUGGGCUGACGACACAGGAGAAUGAAAUUUGUGCAGUACAAGAAAUACAGUGUGAAGAGCCGAAAAGUUCACAAUGUUUCGAAAUCAAAAAUAAUGAUAGAAAGUCAUACGAUACUGUCGGGCAACCAAUCAUUCAUACUUCCGCUCUAAAGCAAGCUACAGGGGAAGCUAUAUACUGUGAUGAUUUGCCUAUUAUUGAAGGGGAAUUGUAUUUAUCAUUGAUAUUCAGUGACAAAUCGUUUGCAAAAAUUAAAUCUGUGGACGCUAUUAAGGCUUUAUCAGAACCUGGGGUGGUAUCUUUUAUUUCUGCUGAUGAUUUACCAGACGAAUGUAACAAAAUGGGUUCCAUAUUUAAAGACGAAGAGAUAUUCUCAAGUCAAAUUGUUACAAGUAGAGCUUGUGUAAUUGGAGCUAUUAUUGCUAAAUCGGAAAGUGCGGCGAGAAAAGCUAAGAAAUUAGUGACCGUGACAUACGAGUCCCUAGAACCAACUAUUGUAUCUAUUGAAGACGCAAUAAUACACAAAUCUUUCUUUCCCGGAUAUCCUAGAACACUAUCGAAAGGAAAUAUAAAGCACGCACUUGAAAACGCAAAAUAUGUUCAAGAAGGAUAUAUUAGAAGUGCAGCUCAAGAACAUUUUUAUUUAGAAACAAUGUCAGCAUUUGCAGUAAGGAAAGAAGAUGAGUUGGAAAUUAUAGCUACUACUCAAAACCCAGCAGAAAUAGCACAUAUAGUAUCUGAAACGCUGCGCAUACCAAAUCAUAAAGUAGUCGCUAAAGUAAAGAGAGUCGGCGGGGGAUUUGGAGGAAAAGAAACUAGAGCUGCUUUGUUAGCUGUGCCUGUUGCAAUAGCUGCAUAUAAAUUGAAGAAACCUGUUAGAGCUGUUUUAGAUAGAGAUGAAGAUAUGCAAGUCACGGGGUACAGGCAUCCAAUUCUAACAAAAUAUAAAGUAGCUUUCAAUGAUGAUGGAAAAAUUACUGGUGCUAUAUUCGAUGUUUAUGCUAAUGCUGGGAAUUGUAUGGAUAUAUCAUGCUCUAUGAUCGAGAGGCUGCUGUGCCAUUUGGACAAUUGUUAUGUAAUACCAAAUAUAGAAAUUAAUGCGUAUUUAUGUAAAACUAAUCUACCAUCGAAUACUGCAUUUCGAGGAUUUGGAGCGCCAAAAGCAAUGCUCGCUGCCGAGUGCAUGAUAAGAGAUGUGGCUGCUAAGUUACAGAAGAGUUAUGAAGAAAUAAUGAAACUUAACAUGUAUCAGGAAGGAGAUCUUACACAUUUUAAUCAGGCGCUUAACUAUUGCACCAUUUCCAAAUGUUGGAAAGAAUGUAUCGAGUCUUCGAAUUAUUGGGACAGAAAAGCUGCAGUUGGAGAAUUUAAUAGAUGUAAUCGAUGGAAAAAGAAAGGCAUUUCUUUAGUUCCCACAAAAUAUGGUAUAUCGUUUCAAACUGACCUUUUAAAUCAAGGAGGUGCUUUACUACUUGUUUACAACGAUGGUUCUGUCCUUUUGUCUAUUGGUGGAAUUGAAAUGGGACAAGGCCUUUUCACAAAAAUGUCUCAAGUGGCCUCAAAAGCACUGGGCGUGGAAAUUAGUAAAAUACAUAUAAGUGAAAUGGCUACCGACAAAGUUCCCAACAGUUCACCAACAGCCGCUAGUAUAAGUUCAGAUUUAUAUGGUAUGGCUGUCAUUAAUGCUUGUAACACUAUAAAACAAAGAUUAGAGCCAUACAGAAGACUAAAUGAGGAUGGUAAAUGGGAGGAUUGGGUUGCGGCGGCUUACGUGGAUAGAGUUAGUUUAUCCGCAACCGGAUUUUAUGCUUCGCCAAAAAUAAAAUAUGACAAAAACACAAAUUCUGGAGAUCUUUUCGAAUAUUUUACAUAUGGUGUAGCAUCUUCUGAAGUUAUAAUCGAUUGCUUAACGGGUGAUCAUCAGGUGUUGAGAACUGAUAUCGUGAUGGAUGUAGGAGAGAGUUUAAAUCCAGCCAUUGAUAUAGGUCAGAUAGAAGGUGCUUUUAUGCAAGGAUAUGGAUUUUUUACGUUGGAAGAAAUGUUGUUUGCUCCGAAUGGAGAGGUGCUAACUAAGGGUCCUGGGACAUACAAAAUUCCUGGUUUUUCUGACAUACCCAAAGAAUUUAAUGUUUCUUUAUUAAAAGGUGCGCCAAAUCCAAGGGCUGUUUAUUCUUCUAAGGCUGUUGGGGAACCGCCUCUAUUCUUGGCAGCUUCGGUUUUCUUUGCUAUCAAGGAGGCUAUAGUAGCAUACCGAGAGGAACAAGGAAUAUAUUCAGAAUUCGUUUUAGAAGCUCCAGCGACAUGUGCGCGGAUCAGAAUGGCGUGUGAAGAUAAAAUUACACAGCAGGUCAAGCAAACUAUAAAAUCGGGUGGUCAACCUUGGAAUAUUUCGGUUUAAACCACACUAAUCUUUGGUUUCUACUACCAAAACAUCCACAUAGAAGUAUACAGAGAUCUCUCUCAUUCUCUUUGUAUAAUGUGAGAUAACUUAUUUUUGUAUUGAUGUUUCGGUAAUGAAAACCCACGGUUAUGUGUUAAUUAAUCUUGGUGCUAUUUUUAUUAAACAAAUCUUGGGUUACGUAAACCUAAGUUAGAUUUCUAAGACUUAUUUACAAGAUACAUUGAACUUAUUCAAUAGGUUUUAAGGUCGUUAUAAACAAGUUGUGUCAAUCUUUUAAUAUCUGUGCAAUUGGGUUAAUUAUUAUCUUAAUAAUUAAGAAAUACCAAAGACGAAGCUUGUAAAAUAUUACUAGCAUUUCGAUAUGAAUCUUUAAUAUAAAAAUAUAUAAAAAAGUACAAAAGUAAUAUUGAAGUUGUAGACAUGGCAAGCUAAACGAACAAAUUUUUUUGGUUAAGAGAUCCAAAUUUAGGGACUGCUAAAUAUAAAAAAUAAGGUUAUUCAAUAAAUAUAUUUGAUAAAACAUUGGUUGGUUGGACCAAAGAUUGGCGAUCGGCUAGCCGCCGGUUUUAUUAAAAUAUAAAUCCCAAGUACAAACCGGUUGGGCAACUUUAAUUAGUAUUUCUAUAAGAGAUUCUUAGGUUGUGAAAGAUUAUAUAAUUUUUACAUCAAAAACCUCUACGUCACAAGUCCAUAUUAAAAUAUAGGUUUAUUGAAAUAAUUGUACACUUUAACUAACACAGUUAACUCUUAAACACAGAAAUAUUUAAUUAAAGAGUUAAGAUGUUCAAUUUAUAUAUCUUCGUACUAUU
Molecule: messenger RNA, 4881 nt
Organism: Papilio machaon (common yellow swallowtail)
Lineage: Eukaryota; Metazoa; Arthropoda; Insecta; Lepidoptera; Papilionidae
Gene: Xdh2
Product: xanthine dehydrogenase-like
Exons: 8
Coding region: 47-4069 (1340 amino acids)
Molecular function (GO): 2 iron, 2 sulfur cluster binding; xanthine dehydrogenase activity; iron ion binding
Source: RefSeq, a predicted model, not a curated record